AACGACGAGCGUCAUGGCGUCGGACGGUGGAGGGAAAAGUGAUGCGCCUCCGGUGGGAGGGAAUUCGAUGAAGAAAGCCCGUGUGUUUGAUUUUAACGCUAUUUUCGAAGAAGCAAGGAAGACCGCUAUUGACCGGAACAAGGACGUACACAAAAUCGAAGGCUCUGAAGCAAACGACGACAGCCCAAAAGACAGCAGUGCUACACCAUCCGACGACAAGCCAGCCUCGCCUCUGCCCGAGCAGUCUACGAGCCUGGCUCCCGCAGCCGACGACGACGACGACAGCAGCGACGACGAACUGGUAGGCCCCCCAGUAUCUCUCUCUGCGGACCGGACCAAUGACGACGACGAGGAAGGCCCGCCGUCGGACGACGAAGCGGCCGCCAAGUACCGGCCAAUCCCACUCCAAGACGAGCUCGUCCUCCGCCACGGCACCAAGAUCGUUUCCGCGCUCGCGUUGGAUCCCAACGGUGCGCGGCUGGUGACCGGAGGCUACGACUUCGACGUGACACUAUUCGACUUUGCGGGCAUGGACGCGUCGCUGCAGCCCUUCCGUAGCCUGCGACCAUGCGAGUGCCACCAGAUCCGCAACCUCGAGUACAGCUGCACGGGUGACACCAUCCUCGUCGUGUCCGGCAACGCGCAGGCCAAGGUUCUCGAUCGCGACGGCUUCGAGGUGAUGGAGUGCGUCAAGGGGGAUCAGUACAUCACGGACAUGGCGCGCACGAAAGGUCACGUAGCCAUGCUCAACUACGGCUGCUGGCACCCGCGCACCCGAGAGGACUUCCUCACCUGCUCCAACGACGGCACGCUGCGGUUGUGGAACGUGCAGCAGCCCCUGCGUCACAAGGCGCUCGUCAAGACGAAGCAGCAGGGCGGUCUGCGCGCCAUCCCGUCCACGUGCCGGUUCAGCCGCGACGGGCAGCUGCUGGUGGCGGGCUGCCAGGACGGCUCACUCCAGUUCUGGGACCAGCGACGCACGCUGGUGCACCCGAGUCAGGCGCUGCGCGACGCCCACCGCCGCGGCUCGGACAUCUCGUGCGUGGCUUUCUCGCAGGACGGCCGGCAGCUGGCCUCGCGCGGCUGCGACGACACGCUCAAACUGUGGGACCUCCGCGCGGCCCGGGCUGCGCCCCUCCACGCCUUCGAGGGCCUGGACAACCUGUACCCGGGCACGGAUUGCGGCUUCAGUCCGGACGACAGGCUCCUGUACACAGCCACCUCUAACGCGGAAGGCGUAGGGGAGCUCGUGUUCUUCGAGCGGGACACCUUGCGCCAAGUGCUGCGCCGCCGGGAACCGGCCCCCGUGGCGCGCCUCCUCUGGCACCCUCGGCUGAACCAGCUGCUCGUUGGCCUGUCCAGCGGCGAGCUCAGGCUGCACUACGACCCGGCCCACAGUCACCACGGCGCCAUGCUGUGCGCCUCCAAGCUGCCCCGCGUCCGCGCCGCGCCCCACGAGCUCACCCAGGCCCAGGUUCUGACGCCCCACGCACUGCCGCUGUUCCGCGAGGAGCGGCCGCGCAGCACGCGCAAGCGGCUUGAGAAGGCCCGCAAGGACCCCGUCCUGUCGCGGAGGCCCGAGCUCCCCGUCACCGGGCCUGGGCAGGGCGGACGCAUCGCGUCGGCCGGCAACACGCUCUCCUCGUACAUCGUGCGCAACCUGGGCAUCACCAAACGCGUCGACGACAACGUGGACCCCCGGGAGGCCAUCCUCAAGUACGCCAAGGAGGCCGCCGACAAGCCCUACUGGGUGACGCCGGCCUACGCCUCGACGCAGCCGCGCCCCAUCUUCCAGCAGCACGAAGAGGAGCCCACGCCUGCCAAGAAGCCCAAGCAGGCUUGAACUUGCUGCCACCUGUGUGCCGUCCUGGCUUCUCUGGAAUGCUUCGGAAAGCAGCAGUCACCAUACAUUGCUGCAGUUGGGUCACGGCAUAGACGCGAUUUUUGUUUCCUUUGUACAAAAAAACAUUUGACGCCGAGCUCUGGAGGCUGCUCUUGAAAUAAUGGUGAAGUCGCGCUGCCAACUGCGAACUGUACAUUUGUGCGAUAUUACCCGAAUUGUGAAUGCGCUUCGGUCGAGGUACCGUCGGCAAUCUAUUCACUUUUUUUUUGCCAAACUAUUAUUAAUUUUAAGUUAGCUGUCUUCAUUCUAAAGUUGAGCUUCUUUAUAAAUCCUCCCCCAUUGUAGCUGUUCCCUUACUUGUGGGGUAUCACAUAGUAGCUGUGAUAUGCAUGCUUCAGUACAAAAGCUUUGUUCAUUGUGGCGACUGUAUAAAAUGUGAUUGCCAAAGCCGGAAGACUGCAUUACGAUGCCUUGAAACGGCUUCUAGCCCAGGAGCCGCAAGCAGCAGUGGUGGUAGCGUGAGCAAGCAUGGUGUACUUAGUUGGCCACAGACGGCGAACCACAAAGGAGAGUACUUUGAAUGUUGUAUUUUACUCCGUUAAGAGCUAUCCCCAGCAACUUUGUUUUUUGAGGUUCCUAUGUCAAGGUUGUAAAGUUCAUUCACUUGUGAAAAAUACACAAAUGUGGCAUACCAUUAGUAUCAUAAUCUCGGUGCUGCUUGCCAAUCAAAACCAACUGUCUGGUGGUUGAAGCAAAAGUGAAAGCUUUUAUCAGGUAUCUCCCAAACAUUUUUUCAUCUCUACACUGUUAAUGUUUUGUAUGGAGCUUGAUCUAUAGUCUUCAAUUAAAUUAAAUUUUAUCAUUGGCUAAAGCCACCUGGA
This is a messenger RNA of Ixodes scapularis (black-legged tick), 2724 nucleotides long. Its product is annotated as WD repeat-containing protein 70. The coding region runs from base 14 to 1843 and encodes 609 amino acids. Gene Ontology annotation, cellular component: site of double-strand break; nucleus. NCBI's taxonomy places the organism in Eukaryota, Metazoa, Arthropoda, Arachnida, Ixodida, Ixodidae. The record is from RefSeq and is a predicted model, not a curated record. Gene Ontology annotation, molecular function: protein binding. The transcript has a single exon. Gene Ontology annotation, biological process: regulation of DNA double-strand break processing.